This is a messenger RNA of Anthostomella pinea, 537 nucleotides long. Lineage: Eukaryota; Fungi; Ascomycota; Sordariomycetes; Xylariales; Xylariaceae. The record is from the annotation of a GenBank genome assembly.
AUGGCGCCCCAAAUACCACCAGCACCGCCGACAGGGCCGUCGAGGCCCGGUGCGAGCGAGGAGAACCUCCCCAUGCCGUCGCGCAACCCGCUGCCGCUGUCCGCGAGCCAGGAGGCGCAGGUGCGCGAGGUGUUCAAUGCGCGGGUGCGGAAUCUGUGCGCGGACGAGAUCAAAGCCUUCGCAGAAUGCGCCCGCACCCGCACCUUCACGAUCCCCUUCGCAUGCCGCGCGCUCAGCCACGCCAUGAACAGCUGCAUGCUGUCGCACGCGACGCCCGACGAGCACGACCGCGCGCGCGAGGACUGGUUCGCGCAGCGCCAGAUGCGGUUCCGCGAGCGAGAAAAAAAAGAGCGCCGCAAGAUGGAACAGGAGAAGUUCCACCGCGAGUGGUGGGGCCUGCCUGAGCGCGACCCCGAGGACGUAAAGCGGGAGCUGGAGAAAUUGGCUUUGAAGGAGAGGAUUGGGGGCGGGUAUGGGCGGUCGCGGAGGGGGGAGGAGCAGGAGGUGCGGGAGAGAGGGGAGGACGGAAAGACGUGA